GCUCCUCCCGCUGCUGUAGGGGCAACUGUUAAGGAUCUCUCUUCUGCUACGCGUGUUUCUUAACAGCUCCUAAACACUUCUCUGUAAACUUGGUCCCCUUUUUGUCUGCCUGUUGACCUUCGAAUCAUCUGGAACUUAAUCCACUCUCGUCAUCAGGCGGUCACUUACAAAUCAGAGGACAUAUUUCUUUGUGAGAAAGAGGUAUAGAAGCCUUUUUCUUGAGAUCUCUUACCAGAUUCUGCACAGAAGGACCCAUUAUCAAACAGCCUCACAGUCAUCCAUCAAGAUGCAGUCCUCAGACCCUCGUCACUUCUUCGAGACCGAUGCGGAGAUCGCAAAGAGGGAGAGGAGAGAAGCCAAGACCAGUAACACCUAUGGCAAUCUCAUCAAGCUCAAGUCCAAGAUCCUCGGGGCCGUUGUUGACUCCCGUGCUCCCUCUUCGGCCAUUUUCGUAGCCGAGUCCGCGGGAUCAGUCCGAAGAGUCCAGGUGGACGGUGAGGGAGACACAAGGACAGUCUACCGCGGUCCCACGACACCCGUCAGUUGUGUAGCUGUUGGUGGUCCCGGAAACAAGACCGUCUUUGCCGGUGCCUGGGACAAGAACAUCUGGUCCUGGGACAUUGACACCAAGGCUCCGGGCCGCAAGUAUGCUGGUCACUCCGACUUCGUCAAAGCCAUCGUUUGCGCAAAGCUCGGUGGAAAAGACGUUCUGGUCAGCGGUGGUGCCGACAAGAAGAUCAUCGUUUGGGAUGUUGCAACCGGCUCCAAGCUACAUGUGCUGCAGGACAGCGUGGUGAACAUGCUCAGCAUCCAGGACCUGGUUGUUGACCCUGCUUCCUCGUCAGAGGAUGAGUUGUGUAUCAUCAGCGCCAGCAGCGACCCGCACAUCCGCCGUUGGAAGAUUCGUCUAGAUGGAUGGGAGCAGUUCGCGGAGCCUGACCCUGCUACCCCGGCGGCAGAGCGACAUACCAUCCUCGAGCACGAGACAACUGUCUAUAAGCUUGUCAUUGAUCACGACGGCGACGAGGUCGACCUGUGGUCCGCGAGUGGUGAUGGAUCCGCCAAAUGUCUCUCCAGAAUCAAGGGCUUCACUACUGACGACACUUUUGAGCACGGCGACCACGUCCGUGCUGUGGCGGUUACAGAUCAAUGGGUCAUCACCGCUGGACGUGAUGAAGACCUCAAGGUCUGGGACCGGACUUCAGGCAAACUUUACUGCUCCCUGGAGGGCCACUAUGACGAAGUGACCGAGCUGGUCAUUCUCAGGGGCUCCGCCGGAUCAAGCGAGCGCGUUUGCAGCGUGAGCAUUGAUGGCACCGUCAGGACGUGGCCUUUGGACAAGGCUAGCCUAGAUGCUGCCGUUGAGGAGCAAAAGAAGCCUAUCAAGCCCGCAGAGGAGGAGAAGCCCGAUGGUGAAGGGCUAUUGACGGCUGAUGAAGAGGCCGAGCUUGCCGCCCUGAUGGAGGAUGACGAUUAAAGUGGACCACGACCUAUGCAGCAUCCCAUCGAGGGCUCCUGCAUGAAAAAUGAUGAGGCAGCCGUUUCGAUGCUUUCCCGUAUCUCGAUGCCUGACCCUUGGCCGAGUCGGUCACGCUCCUGUCUGGAUUGGGGAGAUUCUUUCUCGUGAACGGGUACACUGCGUCAGUGGCUGUCAGGACCAGACCUCCAAGGACCCUUUCGCGCUCCGUGAGUCCAUCAAUUUGCGGCAACCAUAUGCGGUUAUCCGUUCAGCUUUACGGAUGCGCGCACUGGCUGGGGCUGUGGUUGGUUCCAAGGAACAUGAACAGGCUCUCGUUUGCG
This is a messenger RNA of Neurospora tetraspora, 1800 nucleotides long. RefSeq names its product WD40-repeat-containing domain protein. The coding region runs from base 287 to 1477 and encodes 396 amino acids. The transcript has 2 exons. The record is from RefSeq and is a predicted model, not a curated record. Gene Ontology annotation, molecular function: protein binding. Lineage: Eukaryota; Fungi; Ascomycota; Sordariomycetes; Sordariales; Sordariaceae.